Jaminaea rosea is the source of this 1074-nucleotide messenger RNA. RefSeq names its product Fcf1-domain-containing protein. Gene Ontology annotation, cellular component: nucleolus; small-subunit processome. NCBI's taxonomy places the organism in Eukaryota, Fungi, Basidiomycota, Exobasidiomycetes, Microstromatales. The transcript has 4 exons. The record is from RefSeq and is a predicted model, not a curated record. The coding region runs from base 24 to 608 and encodes 194 amino acids.
CAAUCCUCUUCAGAUCGCCCAUCAUGGCCAAGCGCAAGCAGGUCAAGAAGUUCGCGACAGUCAAGCGCAUGCUCAAUCCCAAUGACCAGCGACUCAAAGAGAAUCAAGUCAAAGCCGAUGCGAAGAAGAAGGCUGCCGAGGAGCAAAAGGUCCGUCAUGUAGAGACGGCAGCCUCUUCACUCUUCUUCCAGCACAAUACAGCCUUAGGGCCGCCGUACCGCGUGCUGGUGGAUACCAACUUCAUCAACUUCAGCCUUCAGAACAAGAUUGAGCUCGUUCAGGGGAUGAUGGACUGCUUAUAUGCGAAGAGCAUCCCUUGCAUCACGGACUGUGUCCUGGCCGAGCUGGAAAAGCUGGGUCCCAAGUACCGCAUUGCGCUACGAGUGGCUCGCGAUCCACGCUUCGAGCGACUUCCGUGCAGUCACAAGGGAACUUAUGCAGACGACUGCAUUGUUGACAGGGUGUCGACGCACAAGUGCUACAUGGUUGCGACCUGCGACAAGGAGUUGAGGAGGAGGGUGAGGAAGGUGCCGGGCAUCCCAUUGAUGUACAUCUCCAAGCAUCGGUACGCUGUGGAGAGGCUUCCGGACCAAGGCAUGCCGUCGUAGUCCUCUUAUCUCGUUCGUCCGGAGAGGGACGUCACACCAUACCACCGCCCUCACCUUCAGCAUCACUGGGCCGCUUUUCUCUUACACCUGUACAAUACACUCACCCUCGCAACGCUGCUGUCACGACGUCUUCACAGUUGCUCGCCUCUUUCAUGACGUCGAGCGAGCAUCUACGCAAUCAGGUACGCCGACUCGAGCGACAAAGCGAUCCGCCGCAGUGCGCCCUUGUCUCAGCCACUUGGGCGCCGUUGCCAACCCACGAUCUACGGUCAUGAAUGCCUUCCUAACUUCCUCAUUCUCGCAGCUGACCCAUCAUCGAGCAGCCUGACCCGUCCAGCUCUCACCCCUGUUUCCCUGCGCUCUGAAAGCUUUCCUUGCCAUGGCAGACGAUAAGAAAGAUGACAGGAAGGAGGACGGAAAGAAAGACGAAGGCAAGAAGGAAGAUGGGAAGAAAGGUGGCGAUGCU